Molecule: messenger RNA, 390 nt
Organism: Meloidogyne enterolobii
Lineage: Eukaryota; Metazoa; Nematoda; Chromadorea; Rhabditida; Meloidogynidae
Source: the annotation of a GenBank genome assembly
GGGACAGGGAAGAAAGGGGUUACUCCAAUUAAAAAUAAAAUGAUGGCUUCGUUUCAACUGUCAAAUUAUACGUUUGCCAGUCUUUUCUUUUGGAUGGACCAAUACAGGAAAUUUGACUACGAGAUAAGCCAGUCAACAAUUAAAGACCCUGAAGUUGCUGGUUAUUUAAGGACGGAAUGUGGAGCUAAGGAAAUAUGUGCCGGAACACUAUUUCCAGCCCUCUCCCAAAAUUUUCCAAAUGGUGUUGUUGCAAUUAGAACCAGAACUAUUAAUUUCCCUUCUGUUUUGUUUGAACGGGGAAAGGCUGUCGUACUUGUCGAAAGCAAAAUUGAUGCCUUUGUAAAUGUAAAUAAAUUAAUAAUAAAACUUUUUACAAUUUGUAAAAAAUAA